CGUGGUCACAAAAUUCUACCAGCAUAUCCUUUCCUUGGCCUUUGCUGUGGACGAAAUCAAUGAGGAUCCACAAAUCUUGCCCAAUAUUACUCUCGGGUUCCAUAUCUACGACAGCUACUAUGAUGCAAGGAUGACUUAUCGGACCACCCUGGACCUGCUCUUCAAAUCACAGAGAUUCCUCCCCAACUAUAAAUGUGGAACCCGGAAAAAUCUCAUGGCCAUUAUUGGAGGACUUGGAUCAGAUACUUCAUCCCAUAUGGCAGAAACUGUAGAUUUAUACAAAAUUCCUCAGCUCCACCCAUUUCUUCAAGGCAUUUCUUUCAACAACUCAGCAGGAGAGACAGUGUCCUUUAAUGAGAAGAGGGAAGUCACAGGAGGAUUUGACAUCAUCAACAUGAUCGCUUUUCCAAACAAUUCCAUCCAGAAAGUGAAGGUUGGAAGGUUAGAUCCCAAUGCUCCAUAUGAAAAUGAAUUGAUCAUUAAUGAAAAUAAGAUUGAAUGGCACAAAGGUUUUAACCAGGUUCUUCCAGUUUCUUUGUGUAAUGAGUACUGUCUGCCUGGUUAUUGGAAGAGGUCUGAAGCAAAAAUGUUCUGCUGCUAUGAUUGUGUUCCAUGUCCACAGGGGAAGAUUUCAAGCAUGAUAGACACAGAAAAUUGUUUCAAAUGUCCUGAAAAUCAGUAUCCAAGCAAGGAGCAAGAUCGAUGCCUUACCAAAACAAUGAGUUUCUUGUCCUUUGAAGAACCUUUAGGGAUCUCUUUGGCAUCAGCUACUGCUUCCUUUUCCCUCAUGGCAACCAGCAUGCUCGGAAUUUUCCUUAAGCUUAGAGAUACUCCCAUCGUCAAGGCUAACAACCGGGACCUCACUUAUACUCUCCUCAUUUCCCUUCUCCUGUGCUUUCUCUCUUCAUUGUUAUUCCUUGGUCAGCCUGAGAAAAUCACCUGCCUUCUGCAGCAACCAACUUUUGGCAUCAUCUUCUCAGUGGCUGUUUCUUCUGUCUUGGCCAAAACCAUCACUGUGGUUGUGGCAUUCAUGGCUACUAAGCCAGGUUCUACAAUGAGGAAAUGGGUGGGGAAAAGAUUGGCCCUUAAUAUUGUCCUUUCUUGUUCUUUUUUUCAAGUAGCUCUUUGCACCCUGUGGUUGACAACCUCUCCUCCAUUCCCUGAGUUAGACAUGCACUCCCUUAUGGAAAAAAUCCUCCUCCAAUGCAAUGAAGGGUCAUCCUCCAUGUUCUAUUGUGUCCUGGGCUACAUGGGCCUCCUGGCCAUAGCCAGCUUCAUUGUGGCCUUCCUUGCCCGUAAUUUACCUGACAGUUUUAAUGAAGCCAAGUUCAUCACCUUCAGCAUGUUGGCCUUCUGUAGUGUGUGGAUCUCCUUUGUUCCAACCUAUCUGAGCACCAGAGGAAAAGCCAUGGUGGCUGUGGAGGUCUUCUCCAUCUUGUCCUCCAGUGCUGCCUAACUGGGAUGUAUCUUUUUCCCAAAAUGCUUCAUCAUUGUGCUGAGGCCAGAGCUAAAUAGCAGGCACCAACUAAUCAAACGAAAUAAUUAA
Messenger RNA from Python bivittatus (Burmese python), 1546 nucleotides. The record is from RefSeq and is a predicted model, not a curated record. NCBI's taxonomy places the organism in Eukaryota, Metazoa, Chordata, Lepidosauria, Squamata, Pythonidae.